Molecule: messenger RNA, 1140 nt
Organism: Lolium perenne
Lineage: Eukaryota; Viridiplantae; Streptophyta; Magnoliopsida; Poales; Poaceae
Source: RefSeq, a predicted model, not a curated record
AUGGCCGCGCAACCUCGUCGAAGAAGCCAAAGGCUGCUGGAGCAGAAGCAGGACUGGAGCACCAUUCUCCCACACGAGCUCUGGGAGCUCAUCAGCAAAAGGUUACCGUCGGGCCGCGACGCCGCGAACUUUCGGGCCAUGUGCAGGCUGUGGCGCGACGUGCUGCCCUUCACCGAGUUUGGGCCGGUGCUGAUGCUGCCCUUCGACCCGGAGUCACCAGACGGCACCGUCACCUUCUACAGGCUGACAGACGGAGAAUUCUUCACCAAGGACCUCCCGGCGCUGCACGGCAAGGAGGUGUGCGGCUCCUCGCACGGAUGGCUGGCCCUCGUUGACGAGGCAGCGUGCCUAACCCUUCUCAACCCGUUCACCAACGCCACCGUCGACCUCCCGCCUACCGACGAGCGAUUCGCCCUCGUCUCUAUGAGAACCGUCAUCAUGCUCGACGGCCGGUGGGUCCACCCAUCUCCGUCCGACGGCGUGCUGCGCGAGACAAAGCUACGCGACAUGCGCGAAGUCUUCUUCCACGAGGUCGUGCUAUCCUCGCCGGCCGACUCCGGCGGCUGUAUUGCCAUGGCGCUGCUCACCGAGUCCUUUGAAGUUGCCUUCUGCCGCGUCGGCGUUGCCGGCGCCUCCUGGACGCUGCUCAACACAGGCCUCAAACAAGACAUCAGCUGCAUCGUCCACUGCCGCAGCAGGUUCCUCGCAAUCACCCACGACGGGCAGGUCUCCAUCUGCAACGUCGGCGGCGCAACUCCGACCGCAAGGCCGGUGCAAUCCUUUGAUCUGCCCAAACAGGUAAACCCUUUAUCCUACCUACAGGUGAAUGGCGAGCUGCACCUCGUGUGCACCGUCGUGCAGCCAGGCUCCACCACCUACAGCACCCGGCUCUACAAGUGCAAUGUAUUUGCCCGGAAACCGGUGUGGUCCAGGGUGAGGAACGCCGGCGAUCUGACAUUGCUCACCUCACAUAAUUUGGCGGUCGGCCAUGCCGGAGGAAGCGUUUCUGGGCUCAAGAAGAAUUCGGUCUACUACUCUGGGCAUCUCAGUGGGUGUAUACAUCAUGACGGAUGCAAGCACAACCCCAACCAUGUGUUAGAGAUCAUCAACGUUGCCAAUGGGUUUAUAGAUCAGGUGUGA